AUGACUAUCAUUAGGUUACAUUAUAUUUGCAAUGAUAUUAAUUUGUGGUUCUCUUUAACAGAAGAGUAUUAUGCUUACCAAAAGGUACGGUGUGCCAGCUGGGAUAUGAGAACUGCGGAGUUAAUUAUCUCUGAGUACUUUAACAAGAUUGAAUACUUAAGAUUUAACAGCACUCUGAAAAAGUUCACUGGAUACACAGAAUAUGGAAUGUCAUUGGAAAAGAGGCUGAACAAUGACACUAAGGUCCUGCACAGAGUGUCUAUUGUCUUGAACGCCUACUGUAAACACUAUGGUUUAGAAUAUUAUCCUUAUGUAAAUAAGAGAGUGCAGCCAGAAGUCAAGCUCAGAUUAAUCAAGCAGGCCAGUGGCAGACAACCUGCCAUUUUAUUGUGCAGUGCCUACAACUUCUACCCCAAAGCUAUCAAACUGACCUGGUUAAGGGAUGGUAAACCAGUGAUCUCUGAUGUGACCUCCACUGAGGAGAAGGCUGAUGGUGAUUGGUACUACCAGAUCCAUUCUCACCUGGAGUACAUCCCCAAAUCAAGAGAGAAGAUCUCUUGCAUGGUAGAGCAUGCCAGCUUCAGUAAACCCAUGAUAUAUGACUGGGAUCCCUCCGGUACAGAGAAAAAGAAGAUUGCUGCAGGAGCCUGUGCGCUUGUAGUGGGGAUGACAGUAGCAGGUGCUGGGCUAUUACACUAUAGAAAAAAAUACAAAGGUCAGUGGGAACUGAAAUAUAGAAAAUUGGACUUUGAGGACAGAAUGUAG
Chanos chanos (milkfish) is the source of this 765-nucleotide messenger RNA. Its product is annotated as H-2 class II histocompatibility antigen, E-S beta chain-like. The transcript is spliced from 4 exons. Gene Ontology annotation, biological process: immune response; antigen processing and presentation. Gene Ontology annotation, cellular component: MHC class II protein complex; membrane. The coding region runs from base 1 to 765 and encodes 254 amino acids. The record is from RefSeq and is a predicted model, not a curated record. NCBI's taxonomy places the organism in Eukaryota, Metazoa, Chordata, Actinopteri, Gonorynchiformes, Chanidae.